Biomphalaria glabrata is the source of this 1695-nucleotide messenger RNA. Its product is annotated as ankyrin repeat domain-containing protein 49-like. The transcript is spliced from 4 exons. The record is from RefSeq and is a predicted model, not a curated record. Gene Ontology annotation, molecular function: protein binding. NCBI's taxonomy places the organism in Eukaryota, Metazoa, Mollusca, Gastropoda, Planorbidae. The coding region runs from base 119 to 763 and encodes 214 amino acids.
ACUUUUAUUUCGUCUCUUGUAAACAACUUAAUUUACCUGGAUAUUCUAGAUCUAUUCUCAAUUCUGUUGACAUUGCUUACUCAACUUACUGUGGCUGGGCUCUAAAAUUCUAGCAUAUAUGGACAACACUAUAGAUGCAUUUGAUUUGAUUGGCUUUAAAGAGAGCUUAGGCUCAGAUGAACAGUUUUGGAAAAGUUGCAAUGAUGAAGAAGAUGAAGAUGAAUGUGAAGAAUUCACUGAAGCUGAAUUAGCCAACAAUCCAGAUAAAAGAAUCCUGUGGGCUGCUGAAAAUAACAGAUUAGAUGUAGUUCAGGAGAUUUUGGCUUCAGAGCCACACUUGGUUAAAACCUGCGACUCUGACUUGUAUACUCCCCUUCAUAGAGCUUCAUACAACAACCAUAGAGAUAUGGCUGAGCUUCUUUUAUCUCAUGGUGCUGAUGUAACAUCUAAAACUGCUGAUGGCUGGCAACCAUUGCAUAGUGCUGCUCGUUGGAACUCUGUUGAAACUGCCCAGUUGUUGAUAGAUGCUGGUGCUGAUGUUAAUGCUCAGACCAAUGGAAGUUUGACGCCAUUGCACAUGGCUGCAUCAGAACCAGAAAAUAGGCAAAUGCUGGAGCUUUUGCUUAACUGCCCUUUCAUAGACACAAGUAUCAAGUCUAAGGCUGGAGAAACUGCCAGAGAGAUUUGUUAUAGGUGCAGCCCAAACUAUAAACUCUUUGAUCUGACAGAUGAAUGCAUUAACAUGUUUCCUACUUCAUCAUAGAUUGAUUCAGAAAACAUUUUGUAUAAUAAGUAAACUAUAUUUAUACAAGAUAAAAUGUAUAAAUAUUACAUAAGUAAUGAAACAAAAUAUUAAGAAUACUAAGUUUAUUAACCAUAGCACUUGUGAAUAUGUUUUUAAAACUCAAUGUACAAUAAUUUAUCUAAAUUCUAAAACAACUAACCAUAUAUACCGGUACUACAUAUUUGUGUAAAUAUAUGUAUAUUACUUUAGAUUUAAUUCUAUGUUCAUUCCAACGGUAGCCUAUUAAUAAGUAAUGUUCUUUGCAGGAAUAUAUAUGUUUAUAUAAAAAAAAUUAUGUCAAUAAAUGUUACUGGCAAUCAGUAUGUAUAUAAUAUACAAAUUGUUUUUAGUACUCUUAUUUUAGUAGUUCUAGGAGUGUUAUAAAUUUUAAAACUUUCCUAAGACCGGGCUAUAACACGACAAACAAAAAACAAUUAUAUAAAUUGCUAAUCAUUCAAAUUUAUAUAUGUGAGUGCACGACUUGCAAAACAAGGAUAGUCUCAGGAAAACAAUGCACUUUUAAGUUUAAAAGCAGUAAUCACAAUACACACAAAAAGUGUGUUCAAGAAAUUUUAGUGCUUUCUGUACAGUAUUCUCCGAUACAAGAUUCUGCAUUAUCAUGUUAACCAAUCUGUGCACAUAAAACCAGAAAGCACAACACAAAAAAAAAAUGUUUAGGUUAAAUAAUAAAUGUAUUUUUAUUACAACUACCAUCAUAACAGGUAAUUACAUUGUGCUAACGGAUAAAAAUGACAUGCACACAAUAUGGAGAAUAUAGCAUGAGGUGGUGAAAGUGUCUCUUUCAAAAAACCACUUAUUCUUAUUAUCAUCAAGUAAUCCUUUAAACUUUGCUGCUGGUAGAAAACAGAGCAAGCAAUCCUGCUGCAGAUCCCACAGAAAAAGAAUAAUUA